CACACCGCAUUCCGCGUUCAACGCUCAACGCUAACGCAUUCACUCACUACUCACACACAAAUGUCUACCAUGUCUUACGAUCUCGCGUAUCCGCUUACGGAUGACGGUCCGCAGCCAGUCUCGCGCACUUAUCAAUAUCGCAAAGUGAUGAAACCGAUGCUCGAGCGCAAAAGACGCGCUCGCAUCAACCGCUGUCUCGACGAACUCAAGGAGCUCAUGGUCAGCGCUUUACAAUCGGAAGGCGAAAACGUCGCUAAACUGGAGAAAGCUGAUAUUUUGGAAUUAACUGUUCGUCAUCUUCACAAGCUUCGUCGUCAACAUCGGCUGUCGCUGAACCCAACAGUAGAUGCCGAUCGCUUCAGAGCUGGAUUUACCCACGCAGCCAAUGAAGUAUCCCGGUGCUUGGCUUCCAUUCCUGGAGUGGAUGUGAGGCUUGGCACACAGCUGAUGACUCACCUCGGCCACAAACUGAAUGACAUCCAGCGUGCUGCAGCCGGCACUGACACUCCACCAGCGAGCCCACCCAGCCCGGCUCUUUCCACCGUGUCUUCCUCAUCCGGCUAUGUGACACCAUCACCUCCAGCUUCACCAGUGCCAGUGCACACUGCCGUACCUUUGGACUGCUCCACAAACAGCAGUUUCCCGAAGAGCUCAUCAGUGUGGCGCCCGUGGUAAAAAGCGGUGCUCGGAGCGGGCGGACCCGGCUCCGCGGUCACAUCUGUUCCAGCACCGCUUGGAGCCGCACGCCCCCCCAAGUGUCCGCCCUCAUCCAUAAUUUAAGUUAACGUGUUAAAAAGAAAACUUUAGAUCUCACAACUUAAGUGUAGGUUUAAAAAACUUAGCUCGUAAGUUCAACUGAAAGCUUUAAUCAAUAUAGUUGUUAAGUAUAUUUGUGAUAUUAAAGAAUAAUAUUAUUGUAAAGAGAUGUAUCGAGCCUUGCCGACUAUGAGUGGGCUCGGAUUGUUAUUUUAUUAUCGUUAAAAAGAUUUUACAAUAAGUGGACGAUUACAAAAGAUUAAUUUAAUAAAAAAUAUUACCAUAAAACUUA
Messenger RNA from Nymphalis io (European peacock), 1048 nucleotides. RefSeq names its product enhancer of split mbeta protein-like (gene E(spl)mbeta). NCBI's taxonomy places the organism in Eukaryota, Metazoa, Arthropoda, Insecta, Lepidoptera, Nymphalidae. Gene Ontology annotation, biological process: regulation of transcription by RNA polymerase II; regulation of neurogenesis; anterior/posterior pattern specification. The transcript has a single exon. The coding region runs from base 61 to 675 and encodes 204 amino acids. Gene Ontology annotation, cellular component: nucleus. The record is from RefSeq and is a predicted model, not a curated record. Gene Ontology annotation, molecular function: DNA-binding transcription factor activity, RNA polymerase II-specific; protein dimerization activity; RNA polymerase II cis-regulatory region sequence-specific DNA binding.